UGCUGAAAUAUCAGAGAGAAGCAGACGGGCAGGACCAGGACGUCCAACCCUCACGGGUCCCAACGCGAGCGGCGGGACAAACACCCGCGAACAGCAGGGCAGUGAACUGUGACCGCGCGUGAAGAGGAACGCGACGGUUCACCAACAAACACCGGAGAGACGACGCUCGCGCCCGCGUCCCAGCGGCCGCGCGCGCCUCCUCUCCUCCGUCUGUGAGCGCGCGGGGGCGAGCGUCAGAUUCCAAGGACAGAUCGCGGGCUCGCGAGCAUCAGGUCAUCUGGAAGUCCGCGAGCAUCACGAGCCUCGACCGACAGAUCCCGAACAACGGGACCACGAUUUGAAACGUAACCUGACACAUUGACGAGAAAAAUAGUAUUCAACGCGUGAAACGACACCACGAGGAGGCGGCGGAUCAACAGGACGGGACCGGAUCAACAGUGUCCGCUGGGUUUGCCGAUUAAACUGUGACUGAAAAACUGCAUCCAAUCGGUCCAGGACGCGACAGAAACCCGGGAUAGAAUCCUCCGGUGCGAGACGGUGAGCGACGGCACAGCGUCGUCGGAGAUUUUCACCGCUUCAACAGUUAAUUCAUCAAUUCGUCAAAACCAGAAAAAAUCCAGACCUUUAACCUGACGAAACCGAGUCACCUAGCCCACCGGGACCGAACCGGGGCAGAACCAGCAGACGGUACCCGACUGAUGGUGGGAACACCGGCAGGAAGCGUGAUUUAAAUAAAUCACAGACGGUGAAAUCAACAGGAGACCGACCGAACGACGCAGUUCUGCAACGGAAUUCAGAGCGGAUUCAGACCGAGGCAGAAAAAAUAUCGUUUUUCGUUUGGAAAACUGCAGCAGAACCAGGACCCGCUGAAAACAUGGAGCUGCGUGGCGUGCUCCUCCUCGCCGUGCUGCAGUGCUGUUCGGUGGCCCGCUGUGGCUGUGAGCCGAGGCUGGUGAACAUCGGAGCCGUCCUGAGUCAGAAACGUUACGAGCAGGUGUUCAAGGAGGCGGUGAGCCAGGCCAACACUCUGUACGGGAAGGACAAGUUCAAAAUGAACGCCAUCUCCGUCACACACAAACCCAACGCCAUCCAGAUGGCUUUGUCCGUCUGCGAGGACCUCAUCUCGAACCAGGUGUACGCAAUCCUGGUCAGUCACCCUCCUCAAUCCAACGACCACCUGACUCCGACGCCGGUUUCCUACACCGCUGGCUUCUACCGAAUCCCUGUGGUCGGCCUGACGACACGCAUGUCCAUCUACUCUGACAAGAGCAUCCACCUGUCGUUCCUGAGGACGGUGCCUCCCUACUCCCACCAGGCUCACGUCUGGUUCGACCUGAUGAGGGAGUUCAGGUGGAACCACAUCAUCCUGAUCGUUAGCGACGACCACGAGGGCCGAGCCGCCCAGAAGAGACUGGAGACCCUGCUGGAGGAGAGAGAGACCAAGACUAAAAACAGGAACUAUGAAAACCUCGACCAACAGAACUUUGACUUCAGGAGAACACCCAAGGCGGAGAAGGUGCUGCUGUUCAGCCAGGACACCAACCUGACGGCUCUGCUGCUGGAAGCCAAAGACCUGGAGGCUCGAGUCAUCAUCCUCUCUGCCAGUGAGGACGAAGCUGCAGCUGUGUAUAAAGCAGCCCGUCAGCUCAACAUGACUGGCUCUGGUUACGUUUGGCUGGUCGGAGAGAGAGAGAUGACCGGCAAAGCCCUGAGCGAAGCUCCAGAUGGCCUGCUUGGCCUCCAGCUGAUUAACGGUAAGAACGAAUCAGCUCACAUCGCGGACGCCGUGGCAGUGGUGGCUCAGUCUCUGCAGGAGCUGUUUGAGAAGGAGAACAUCACGGAGCCUCCGCGGGGCUGCGUGGGAAACACCAACAUCUGGAGGACCGGGCCGCUCUUCAAAAGGGUGCUGAUGUCAUCAAAGUACCCUGACGGUCUGACGGGACGGAUCGAGUUUAACGACGACGGCGACCGCCGGUUCGCCACUUACAGCAUCCUGAACUACCAACAGAAACCAGGUCGCCUCGUCCAGGUCGGAGUCUUCAACGGAUCACAGGUUGUGAUGAACCCUCAGAGGAAGAUCAUCUGGCCUGGAGGGGAGACAGAGAAACCAGUUGGAUACCAGAUGUCGACUAAACUGAAGAUUGUGACGAUCCAUCAGGAGCCGUUUGUUUACGUGAAGCCGACGAAAAGCGACGGGACGUGUAAAGAGGAGUACACCGUUAACGGAGUUUUAAUCAAGAAGGUGAUCUGUACGGGACCCAACGGCACCAUACCAGGUCAGCCCAUCGUCCCUCAGUGUUGCUAUGGUUUCUGCAUCGACCUGCUCAUCAAGUUGGCGAUGAGCAUGAACUUCACCUACGAGGUUCACCUGGUGGCUGAUGGGAAAUUUGGCACGCAGGAGCGAGUGAACAACAGUAACAAGAAGGAGUGGAACGGGAUGAUGGGGGAGCUGUUGGGAGGUCUCGCCGACAUGAUUGUCGCCCCCCUCACCAUCAACAAUGAGCGAGCUCAGUACAUCGAGUUCUCCAAACCGUUCAAAUACCAGGGGCUCACCAUCCUCGUGAAGAAGGAAAUCCCUCGCAGCACUCUGGAUUCAUUCAUGCAGCCGUUCCAGAGCACACUGUGGCUGUUAGUCGGUCUGUCGGUCCAUGUGGUGGCAGUGAUGCUUUACCUAUUAGACCGGUUCAGCCCGUUCGGAAGGUUUAAAGUGAACAGUGAAGAAGAAGAGGAAGAUGCCCUCACCCUGUCCUCUGCCAUGUGGUUCUCAUGGGGAGUACUGCUGAACUCUGGGAUAGGAGAAGGAGCUCCCAGGAGUUUCUCAGCAAGGAUUCUGGGUAUGGUAUGGGCAGGGUUCGCCAUGAUCAUUGUUGCAUCAUAUACUGCCAACCUGGCAGCCUUCCUGGUGCUGGACCGGCCUGAGGAGCGCAUCACUGGCAUCAAUGACCCCAGGCUGCGUAACCCUUCAGAUAAGUUCAUCUACGCCACAGUGAAGCAGAGCUCGGUGGAUAUCUACUUCAGACGGCAGGUGGAGCUGAGCACCAUGUACCGGCACAUGGAGAAACACAACUACGAGAGUGCUGCCGAGGCCAUCCAGGCCGUCAGAGACAAUAAGCUUCAUGCCUUCAUCUGGGACAGCGCUGUUUUGGAGUUCGAGGCGUCGCAAAAGUGCGAUCUGGUGACGACAGGAGAGCUUUUCUUCCGCUCAGGAUUCGGGAUUGGAAUGAGGAAAGACAGUCCAUGGAAACAGAAUGUUUCUCUGGCUAUUCUCAGUUCCCACGAGAACGGCUUCAUGGAGGAUUUGGACAAGACGUGGGUUCGAUACCAGGAGUGUGACUCCAGGAGCAACGCCCCUGCUACCCUCACCUUCGAGAACAUGGCAGGUGUGUUCAUGCUGGUUGCCGGCGGCAUCGUUGCGGGGAUCUUCCUCAUCUUCAUCGAGAUCGCCUACAAACGGCACAAAGACGCUCGAAGGAAACAGAUGCAGCUCGCCUUUGCUGCCGUGAACGUGUGGAGGAAGAACCUGCAGAGACCGGCUGAGGGUCGCUUCAAACCCCAAACGCCUCCGGGACCAUGGCUUCACCUCAGACCAGAUCUGGACUCAAACGUUUCUGCCUGUGGCUCCAUCACCGCUCCUCUCCCCCUCCCCCCCCUGCUCUUCCUCUCCCUGCCAGCUGCGGCGCGCCCUCCUCUCCCGCGGCGACUCGCCGUCUCCCCCUGCUGGUGGUCCUGCUCCUCUGCAGUCUGCUGCUGAUGCUGCUGCUGCUGCUGUGGAACUACCACUGUCUCUUCAUCUCCCACAUCUGCUCCCCACCCAGGGAGGAGGCGGAGGAGGGGGGGGGCGAGGUCGUGGUCCCCUGGAGUCGGCGGUGACGCCCUCGCCCAGACCACCUGAAACUGGUCUGAACUGGUCCGGUCCUGCAGAAACACAGCUAAUGUUCAAAUUGCUCCUGCUCCAUCAUUUCCGCUUUAGGUGACGUUUUCACACGAGACUGGUGGAAGUGCGAGAGUUGCUGUUGUGAGCGACAGGUUGACACUGAACCGCAUCUGAGCAGCAGAGGCGGAGAUCUCCUGACUUUUAGUCCAAAACCACCGGGUCCUACGAUUCCCAUGAUGCACCUGGGAGGUGUCUUUCAUUAGAGCCCCCCUGCCCGGUAAAGCGUCACAUCUUUAGACUCUGCACCUCCAGUGUUACGACUUUUAAAAGUGCAGAUUAAAAAGUACCAAAAUAAAAGCUUGAAAACGUUUCACCUGUUUGCUGAAGUUUGGUUUCACACUCACAGAAUAAAAGUUUCAUUCGCACUUAAUUUAUUAAGGUUAAAAACAGAAACGUCUGUACGAGUAUGAAACUUCACAUUCACACACAUGGACCUCAAAGUGUUUCAACUGAAUAAACAAAGCUGUGAAGGUAGAAGCUGAAUAUUGUUGAUCCACUCUUCUGCACAUCCCUCGCUUCAGUGGAAGAGAGGAAGAACCUGGAAACACUCCUCCUCACCCUCUGGACUUUUGCUCAUGUACAGUAGCUUGAGUUUGUUUUGCUGGUGGUGUUACUUUACCUUUAUUUGGAAGUGAGACCAUCGACACCGACCAAUGUUUCUGGUGACGCUUCCUUUUGUCCACCUGUAAAUGGUAGAGUGAAGUUUGCUGAGGAGAACUAAACGUGGUUUCAUCGGAUUUUAUUCAUCUUCAGCAUUAUUGGGCUUUAGAUGCUCAGAGGACAGUCGAAUAUUUCAAUGUGUACGUUUGUCUUCCUCCACACAGACACAGUAAAACAAAUAUUAACCGAUAAAUACGCUUUGUACCAGAUACGUUGAUUUCACAAGGUUUCCCAUUCAAAUCUGUUCAGCUGACUAAAGACUCUCUGGUCCCUUCCAGUUCCAUAUUACACAGGUUCAUCUUUGGUGGAAACCUCUAAGAAAUGAUGAGGAAAUUACAGAAAGUUCACUGUUGGGAGAUUUGUGUUGCAGUACACUGGUUAAUAAAUGAGCGUUUCACAGCCAAUAUAGUAAAAUGAUAAUUAUAACAAUCAGUCCAUGAGAAAUGAAUGAGCUCAUGUAGAAAUAAAAAUUCCUUUCAACGAUGAACC
Molecule: messenger RNA, 5083 nt
Organism: Xiphias gladius (swordfish)
Lineage: Eukaryota; Metazoa; Chordata; Actinopteri; Istiophoriformes; Xiphiidae
Gene: grin1b
Product: glutamate receptor, ionotropic, N-methyl D-aspartate 1b
Exons: 22
Coding region: 875-3751 (958 amino acids)
Biological process (GO): regulation of membrane potential; monoatomic ion transport; chemical synaptic transmission
Cellular component (GO): NMDA selective glutamate receptor complex; plasma membrane; synapse
Molecular function (GO): NMDA glutamate receptor activity
Source: RefSeq, a predicted model, not a curated record